AUGAACUCCAUUUGCUGUGCUGGAAUAUCAAGAAAGAGAGAGGUACCCGAAGAAGCACAGAAAGGAAAAGACAUGGCACUGCUAGCCAGCAUUGAAGAUGGCACCUUUGCUACCCUCAGUGAUACCCACGUUAUUAAACUCUUUGGAGCCACCUUCGACUGGGAGCUCGGCCGCCUGAAGCACGCAAAGCCCACGGUGGAAUCCUCGAAGACAACAACGCUAGGGAACCUCGACGAUGAUGGCCUUACUCCUUCGCGGCUCUUAUUUGGAGAAGAUUUUGUAGAAGUCAACCGGACACUUGUUGCAAUGCUCGCCUUGAAGUGGCUAUGGUCUAAUGAUUACGACUCGUUCACCCGUCACCAGAACCAGACGCGAAAGCUACAACCUGAAUCAUUUGAGAGACUGCAUGCCAUUUUGUCUGGGGGCCUUCCGCACCCACAUGAGAUAUACGCUCUUCUCGUCGCGAUUGUGGUCAACGACCUUGGGAAAAAUGAUACCCUUGAAAUGUCAGUGACGGAGACCACUGGCCAGACAUACGAUAACCAUGACGAAGUCCUUUUAGCGGCUGCUAAAGCUCAACUAAUACCCUCGAUCAACACGCUUAGAUCGGAUAUGAGGUCAGAUCUGAUGCUGGGGCUUGAAGUUGGCUCAAGCUUUAACCUAGCACAGUUGGCUCAGGGGGAGAAUGUACCCGCAAGUCUCGAAAGCAUAUAUACGAUGCGUGACAGAGAGAGGGCAUUUUUUCUGAAAUAUAUGGAAGUUCUUUUGGAUAUUGCAGGAGCUGCCGGCCAUAUAGACUCUCGAAGUGCAGGUGCGAUGGCCGAACCGGUAUUUCGAAGCUAUCUCGCGGUAUACGACGCCCUAGUUGGAGCUAUUAGUGGGAUCUUCUCUCUAAACCAAGCAUACGAUCAUGUUUUGACUUGCCGGGCAAGGAUUCUUAAGGAUACCGGGUUCAGGACGCUAUCGGCUCGCAAACCGGAUGAACGAGCUUUGCUACGACUGAUGACAAUGGGGCGAGUGGCUGAUAUAUCAUUGGCAGCCUACUUCUCAGAAGCAUUUGACAACUUACCAAAACACAUAAGAAAGGACUUGGUUGAUGGGUUAGGCGCUGAUGGUCUGAAUAUGAAACCCGCUAUCCUACCGUACUAUGCCCCUGGAUUAAUUGCAGAGGCGCUGAGAAACUGCACUGGCAGCUCAGAAGAUACAAAGAGGCACGCUAUAGGGGCGUUGAUGCGGUUUCUUGCCCGGGUUUACAGAGAAACAGCGCCAAAAGCACUUGAGUACCAGCAGGAAACAUCUCCAAAUGUGAUUGAGGUUGACUUGUCCUUUACACAGAUGGUAGUAUCAGGUGAAGAUUUCAGACUAGAUCCCACUGUAUUAGAUGCAGUGCCAAUCCCUAGGCGGCAAAGACAUGAAUGA
This is a messenger RNA of Nannizzia gypsea CBS 118893, 1419 nucleotides long. RefSeq lists its product as hypothetical. The record is from RefSeq and is a predicted model, not a curated record. Lineage: Eukaryota; Fungi; Ascomycota; Eurotiomycetes; Onygenales; Arthrodermataceae. The transcript has a single exon. The coding region runs from base 1 to 1419 and encodes 472 amino acids.